Molecule: messenger RNA, 1435 nt
Organism: Leptonychotes weddellii (Weddell seal)
Lineage: Eukaryota; Metazoa; Chordata; Mammalia; Carnivora; Phocidae
Source: RefSeq, a predicted model, not a curated record
CGGGAGCCGGAGGCCGGCGCCCCCACAGGGCCUCCGAGCCCGUGGUGUCCCCAGAGCUGCAGAGAGGCCCCCAGGCGUUUGCAGACCAAGCCCGUGCUGGCCUCAGUGGGACGGCAGGGUGUGCCCUGUUUCUCACCUGGUAUUUGGCAGUCGGGCGCGUUCUUCCCACUUCCGCAGCUGAGUCUCGGUGCUGCCCAGGCGCGGGCCUGCUUCCCACUGCAUUUGGUCUCAAACAGCAGCCUCGUGGACGUCCCCGCCUUGUCCUGGUGAAGCCAGGUGUCCCUACGCCCCGGACCCUGAAACGCCACCGUCCCCUGGUGGUCCUUUCUCCAUAGGCAGUUCUUGUGGAGCUUUCGACUUCCGGGGGAGGCGCAGAAGAUCGACCGCAUGAUGGAGGCGUUCGCGUCCCGCUAUUGCUUGUGCAACCCGGGCGUCUUCCAGUCCACAGACACCUGCUACGUGCUGUCGUUCGCCAUCAUCAUGCUCAACACCAGCCUCCACAACCACAACGUGCGGGACAAGCCCACGGCCGAGCGCUUCGUCACCAUGAACCGUGGCAUCAAUGAGGGAGGGGACCUCCCGGAGGAGCUGCUGCGGAACUUGUACGAGAGCAUCAAGAACGAGCCGUUCAAGAUCCCCGAGGACGAUGGCAAUGACCUGACGCACACGUUCUUCAACCCUGACCGCGAGGGCUGGCUCCUGAAGCUGGGAGGGCGGGUGAAGACCUGGAAGCGGCGCUGGUUCAUCCUCACCGACAACUGCCUCUAUUACUUUGAGUACACGACAGACAAGGAGCCCAGGGGGAUCAUCCCCCUGGAAAACCUCAGCAUCAGGGAGGUGGAGGACCCACGGAAACCGAACUGUUUCGAGCUUUAUAACCCGAGCCAUAAGGGCCAGGUCAUCAAGGCCUGUAAAACCGAGGCGGACGGCCGGGUGGUGGAGGGGAACCACGUGGUGUACCGGAUCUCCGCCCCGAGCCCCGAGGAGAAGGAGGAGUGGAUGAAGUCCAUCAGGUGUGCGCCCGGCCCCAGCUCAGAGCCCCGACGGCCCCGGGUCCUUCCUGUGCACGCGGUGCGGUGGGAGAGCGAGUGCGCGCGCGUGGGAGUGUGCACGCGUGGGAGCGUGUAUGCCUGCGCGUGUGGGAGUGUGCCCGCCUGUGAGCGUGUACGCCUGCGCGUGUGGGAGUGCACACGCAUCUGAGCGUGUGUGUAAGCCUGCGCGUGUGGGAGUGCACGCCUGUGAGCAUGUACGCCUGCGUGUGUGGGAGGGCGUACACAUGCGAGUGUGUGAGCCUUCCCGUGGGGGAGUGCGCAAGCGUGCGAGCGUGUACGCCUGCCCGUGUGGGAGUGCACACGCAUCUGAGCGUGUACGCCUGCCCGUGUGCGAAUGCGUACACAUGCGAGUGUGUGAGCCUUCCCGUGGGGGAGUGCGCAAA